Molecule: messenger RNA, 6376 nt
Organism: Fundulus heteroclitus (mummichog)
Lineage: Eukaryota; Metazoa; Chordata; Actinopteri; Cyprinodontiformes; Fundulidae
Gene: ptprz1b
Product: protein tyrosine phosphatase receptor type Z1b
Exons: 32
Coding region: 273-4589 (1438 amino acids)
Biological process (GO): peptidyl-tyrosine dephosphorylation
Cellular component (GO): plasma membrane
Molecular function (GO): zinc ion binding; carbonate dehydratase activity; protein tyrosine phosphatase activity
Source: RefSeq, a predicted model, not a curated record
UCCCUGCAGAAAGAUCAGAAGCGCUCCAGAGAUUUCCGUUCAAGCCAGUGGGCGGUGCGCGCACGCUGUACGUGAGCGCGCGCGUCCGCAGUCAUCCAGCCCGCUCUCCUUAAACCGAGCCAGCAGAACCAAGCCAAGCGGAGCCAGUCUGCGCCGAGCCGCCAAGCCCAGACAGGACUGGCUCAUGAUGACCUCUUAGUGCGUCUUCACGUAACCGAUGAAACACGAAGCCUUUAUUUGCAGGCUUUAAUUACGUUGAGCUCAUCGGCACCAUGGACUCUACAGUAAUGUGGACCGAUGUUUGCAUCUGGCAGCUGCUUCUAAUCAGCCACACAGUUCUGGCAGUGGAACCGGUGUCCCAAGGCCUGGAGAAGCUCCCUGAAGAUUUGAACUGGUCCUACUCAGGUAGCCUGAACCAGCAGAACUGGGAGAAGAGUUACCCGUCCUGCAAUGGCGCUCGGCAGUCUCCUGUGGACAUCGAUGAGAUGUUUACCCAGGUCAGGAUGCAGUACCAGAACCUACACCUAGAGGGUUGGCACUUACCGACAUCAGAGUCCACCACCAUCCAAAACAAUGGGAAGACCGUGGCCAUAAAUGUAGAGGGGGAUGUCUUUGUAAGCGGAGGAGGGCUGAGCUCCAGGUUUCGUGUGUCCAGACUCAGCUUCCAUUGGGGACGCUGCAACACAACAUCAGAUGGUUCUGAGCACAGUCUGAACGGAAUGAAAUACCCACUGGAGAUGCAGAUCCAUUGUUACAAUCCCGAUGAAUUUCAAAGCUUAGAUGAUGCGAUUGAGAAAGGAGGAAGGGUUGCUGCCUUGGCUGUUCUUUUUGAGGUGAGCCUGGACGACAAUGAGAACUUCAGUCCUAUUGUGGAGGCAAUCAAUGUUGUGAGCAGAUUUGGUAAGAGUGGAUCAGUGGACACUUUCACCUUGAGGUCCCUCCUGCCCAACAUCACUGCUAAGUACUACAUCUACAACGGCUCGCUGACCACUCCUCCGUGCUCUGAGUCUGUAGAAUGGAUUGUCUUUAAACACACCGUUGCCAUAUCAGAAGCGCAGCUGGAAGUUUUUUGCGAGGUGAUGACCAUGGAGCAGGCAGGGUUUGUGAUGCUCACCGAUUACCUGCAGAACAACUUCAGGGAGCAGCAGCAGCAGUUUAUGGGUCAGGUGUUUGCCUCCUACACCGGUGUGGAGGAUAUACCCACACCCACAUGUAGCUCGGAGCCACAGAACGUUCAGGCCGAUGCUCAGAAUGACACGACCAUCGUGGUGACGUGGGAGCGUCCCCGCGUGGUUUUUGACACAGCCAUCAACUGGUAUGCUGUCACCUACCAGAGGCUUCAGGGCAGAGAUCAGAACAAGCGGGAGUACAGGACUGAUGGAGACCAAGAUGUGGGUGCCAUUAUCUCCAGCCUGCUGGCCAACAGCAGCUACGUGGUUCAGGUGGUGGCCAUUUGCAACAAUGGCCUCAAAGGACGAUGGAGCGAUCAGAUUAUAGUUGACAUGCCGUUAGAAGACCCUGAAAGCGAUUCCACUCCUGACGCUGUGACCAAAGAGGCUGAAAACCACAGGGAGGCAUCAGAUGUAGCUGGACUUAAGACGCCAGAGAACCAGAAUCACCUGGAUCUGGCUUCAGAAGACCACAGUCCAGUGGAGGAAAUCCCAGCUGAUCAGACAAGAGUUUACCAGAACCAGCCAACCCAGCAUCAGAGACAGCCCACAAAUCAAACCCAAGCAAGCCAACAAACACCAGUCCAGACUGCCAAACAAUUAACCCCAAACAAGCCACCUGAGUCUGUGACUCAACAAAAGGCACAACCAGUGGAGAGUGUGAGAGAGAAAACGAGCCUAAACAGGCUGACCCCUCAUUCUGGCGAUCAGAACUGGAUAGAAGAUGAUCAGCUGAUCCCAGCACACUCAUCUUUUACAAGUCCAAGUUUUGACAGCACCAGUUCCAUUUGGGUUAACCGGAUAACUGAGGAACCGGGCCUUCUGUUUCCAGUUGCUCGGACAACAACGCCGCCACCAGUUCGUCGGCAAAUCACAGAAGAGGCGUCGUUGUCAGUCUUGUCACCUCAGCCUAUAGAUCUUGAGCUACCAGAACAAUCUAGUGAAAAUAAACCCACUACGUCUCACAUGUUCAUCCACCCUACGGAGGACAUCCAGGUCACAGAUAUCUUCUAUGAAGACACCGUCACUAUCUCUCCGCAGGAAAUCAUCACCCACCCUCCAACAGUAUCCGCUCCUGUGGUGCAGAGUAGUGAAGAGCACAAAGACACACUUUUGAACCCUCAGGAUCGCGGAGCCACUGUACACAAACUUCUCCAAAAAUCCAUCAUCUCUGAUUCAGCCACCCCUUCCUCAGAGUGGAUCACGGAAAAUGCAGCAACAGCAGGCAACACUCUGUCCGACUCGUUCUAUAAAUCCUUCACUACCUCGUCUUUGGUCAGAGGGCUGAUGCACACCACUCAGGCGCUGUUCAAUGAGGGCAGAAAUAGCAGCCACGAAUCUCGGGUCGGGCUGGUGGAAGGCGUGGAGAAAGACAAGAGGACAGUAGUUCCUCUGGCUAUCGUCUCCACUCUCACUAGCCUGUGUCUGCUGGUACUAGUGGGUAUACUCAUCUACUGGAGAAACUGCUUCCAGGCAGCUAAUUUCUACCCUGAUGAACCUGCAUCACCUAAAGUCCUUUCUGUUCCCUCCACGCCUCUGCUGCUUGCCACAGAUUGCCACGAGCCGCUGACGGUAAAGCAGUUUGUGAAGCAUGUCCUAGAGCUUCACAGCACUAACACCUUCUCCAAGGAGUUUGAGAUUGUGAAAGAGUCAUAUGAGGAUGUGCAGGCGUGUACAGUCGACAUGGGCAUCACUGCCGACAACUCAAAUCACCCCGACAACAAAAGCAAGAACCGCUACAUUAACAUACUGGCCUAUGAUCACAGCAGAGUGAAGCUCUCCAACAGUUUGGACAGAGAUGGGAAAUGUGGGGAUUACAUUAAUGCUAACUUUGUUGAUGGUUAUGAGCGAACAAGGGCAUACAUCGCAGCUCAGGGGCCUCUGAAAGGAAGCAGGGAGGACUUCUGGAGGAUGAUCUGGCAGCAGAAUGUUGGAGUUAUUGUCAUGAUCACCAAUCUGAAGGAGAAAGGACGCACGAAAUGUGACCAGUACUGGCCAGAAGAGAAUCAAGAGGAUUACGGUGCUUACCAGGUGGCUCUGAGAAGCACCAAGACUCUGGCUUACUACACACUGCGGACAUUCACAGUCAGGGACACAACAAAUAAGGUGCCUCAAAAGAGAGUUGAACACACGUUGCUGCAUUUCCACUACACCCAGUGGCCGGACAUGGGCGUUCCAGAGUACACGCUGCCUGUUCUGUCCUUCAUCAGAGCAUCAUCUGGGGCCCGAACGCAGGAGAUGGGACCCGUCCUGGUACACUGCAGUGCUGGUGUAGGAAGAACAGGAACCUACAUAGUGAUAGACAGCAUGUUGCAGCAGAUCCAAGAUCAGGGUACAGUAAAUGUUCUCGGCUUCCUUAAACACGUCCGGACACAAAGGAACUUCCUGGUUCAGACGGAGGAGCAGUAUGUGUUCAUCCAUGAUGCUCUGGUGGAGGCCAUCCUUAGCCGGGACACGUCCGUCACCUCUGAGCUUCUCCACAAUUACGUUUCUGACCUCCUGAUCCCAAGCACCACAGGAAGAACCCGCAUGGACAAACAGUUCAAGCUCAUAAGUCAGCGCCAAGCAAAGCAGGCAGACUACAGCACUGCCCUGAAGGACGGCAACGCUGAGAAGAACAGAGCAAGAGCGCUGAUGCCUGUGGAGAGAUCGAGAGUUUCUCUGACGGCCUCAGAAACCAACCCCACCGGCUACAUCAAUGCCUCUUAUGUUACUGGACACUACUGCUGUAAAGAGUUCAUAGUGAGCCAGACUCCUCUGAGCGGCACAGUGGAAGACUUCUGGAGAAUGAUCUGGGAACACAACACGCACACCGUUGUCUGUCUGCCAGACGUACACCAUCAGAAUGAAAAGAGGGACUGCUGUGUCUACUGGCCGAGCAAAGGCCAGCAAAUGAGCUUUGAUGGUUUCACUGUGUCUUACACGGGGGAGGAGCUUGUACAGCUGGCCAAUGAUGAGAGACUUCUUGUGCAGGAUUUUACAGUGCUGUCUGCUCAGAAUGAUUGCAUCCUGCAUGUACGCCAGUUCAGUACCCCCUGCUGGCCCAAUCCAGACAGUCCCAUCAGGAACAGUUUUGACCUCAUCAGCAUUGUCAGAGAGCACAGCAGACAAACACAGGACCCUGUAGUCGUGCAUGAUCCUUCGGGAGGCUCUACAUCAGGGCUCUUCUGUGCCCUUACCACCCUGUUCAAUCAGUUAGAGGAGGAGGGAGCAGUGGAUAUCUACAUGGUGGCACGGAUGACCAACCUCAUGAGACCUGGGGUUUUUAAUGAUGUUGAGCAGUACCAGUAUCUCUACCGAGCCAUACUGAGCCUGGUGAGCAGCCAGGAGGACCAGAGGGCCCUGCAGAGUCCAGAGACGAAUGGAUCUGUGCCGCUGGGACAGUCCAACAUCACAGAGAGCCUGGAGUCGCUCAUGUAGACCUACUCACACUCUCACAUGUUGUGCAGGAACGUGUGGGCGGUUUGUGGCUGUGGAAAGUGAGCCUGAAAAUGCUUUAAAGUCCAGUUUGCUCUUUAGCCAUCAGAUGAUUUUGGUCAUUUAACAAUUCAUUACAAUGCUUCUGGCUUUCUUUCAAAAACAACAAUGCUCAUCACUGGGAGAUUGAACUACUGCUGAUGCUACACAUAGGCACAGCACCUGAAAGACUGUUUGCUAUUUAAAGUGCUCCUUUUUCACACAUUUCACGGCUGCGGACACAUCUUUUAACAGAUCUGUCAGCUUAGAAGGAACAAACCUACUUACAGUGACUUAUCUGCCAGCUUUUGUGUCCUCACCUUAGAUGACUGUAUAUUUUUAUCCUAAAAUAAAAACACAGCACAGCAGUGCAUCAUGUGUUGAGCAUCAUAUAUUUUUCCCAACUUUAACUAUACAUUUACAUUUUUUAGUGGCAGAUAUUAAAUUAAUAAGUCGAAAUGUUUAUAUUUUGGUCACAGUAUGUAUCUAGAAUGCAACAGAACAAAGGCAUGGGUGAAGGGCUCCCGUGAGGCACUCAUUUCUGAUUAAGUACAAUAUUUGAUUAGGUUCCAAUCUUUUUAAUUAAAGUAUUCAUGUUUUAAAGAUACAAUGCAGGUCACAGGUUAUGACAGUGCAUAGCAGUAUUGUAAUUUUUUGUGGCAAUCAGCCAGAACUUCAGCUACAAUUUUGGUCUAAUUAGAAUUAAUAGUAGCCUAAUAUGAAUAGUUUUUGUUACAAAGAAAAUAUCCCAAACUAAACACUUUGUCAUUUUUUUUAGUUAUUUUUUCUUAAAAUGUUGGAGUGAGAAGUGAAGGUAUCUAAGAGGAAGCCAUGCUGUUUGAAUUCUCUAAAUGUUAAGGAUGCUGUCACACUGCUGUGUGCAUUUACAUAGAUAAAAAGUGCUUCCCGCCGGACUAAAGAUGAACAAUUAAAGCAUCAGUGCGACCUGUUUGCCGCCUGUUAUGCACCCUGUUUUGUAUAGUGCAUUUUCUCUGGACAAAUUGAUAGAGAGAGCAGAUACAAAAUGGUUUAGUCUGAGUGUAACCAGAGCUCAAAAAGAAAAAAGCCCCACCAGGAAAUGUCAUCCUUUGAUGAUCUUAAUUUUGUGUUUCUCUAUUUAACAAUCUGGUAUAGUGCAGCACUUCUAGGGAAGAUGGAAUGGCCAGCCAGGAGACAGGGACAUACAAACCAGGUUUUAUUUUGUGUUCCCCUUACGACAUUUACUGAGUAUAAUGAAAUGAAACCAUGAUGCUUACAUAACAUUUAAAGAAUUCAAAGGCGUUUUAGAACUUGCUCAUUUAAUUUAUGCCCCACCGUUCCUUGAGGCUGCAUCAUUUAAAGUGAUGCUCGGGCAGCUUUACUAAUCAAAGUCCACAUAAAUAAACAAAAGAUCAUGGGUUAAGAUGUGAGAAGACUCUCAGUGAACCUGACCUGACCAUUGAUCUAUGGUGAAAACUGCAGAAUGCAAAAAUGCCUUGGUAUCCUCCUCAACAGCUGCAACAUUUUGUCUUUACAUAGUUGAUUCGUUACAGUUUGAUAAAGAUAUUAGCAACAGAUUGGUAACCAAAAAGAACUUUUGUACCCGACCAUUCAGAGAUUGCUGUGUCUAAAGGGAUUAUACAAAGUGUGCAUGGCCCCUGUUAAAAUGUAGUUGUUAUGAUGUAAAAAAUGUGACAAUGAGAAAUAAUCUCAAAACCUUUAAGUACGCAGUGCACACAUGUACAAUAAAACUGUAUUGAAGCACAUCUUAA